GCUCUGCUGCCUUUGGCCCUGUGUCACUUUGCAGGUGUGCUGCCCAUCAGCAGCUCCCCGAUGGGUUUGUAGGGCAGCCUUUGGCGUGGUGCAGAAGUGGAGCUCAGUAAUAAUUAGCAAACGAUUCAGGUGCACAUUCUGCGUGCAGACCAGUGGAGCACCGCAUCCACUUCGGGAUGCAUCAUGUGCUGCAGACCCGAAUAGCAGCGUGUGCUGCAUUUCACUAGGGGAGCUCCUCCAGACACACAUCCUACAAGAAUACCUGAUAAAGGGGGUGUGGGCUGCUGGGGUUGAGCAAGGCAAAGCAGCAGGAAGCAAGCAGGAACAUGAGCCAGGCCCUGCAGCAGCAGAGGACCCCGAGCACAGUGCAUCUCACCCUGCAUCUCACCCUGUCCCAUGUCCCACCCUGCUCCCACAUCCCCCCCCCCCCACCAGCCCCAGCCCUCUGCUGUGCCUGGUCUGUGUCCUGCCUUGCUCUGGGGAUGUCCCACACUGUAACUCCGGCCUUUGUUCCCGUGUGACCACAUCUAUGUGCACGUGGGGACAGCAGUGCUGUGACUGUUUGCUGCCAUGAGGAGUCCCAGAGCUCUGACCCAGGGUGAGAGCAAUGCUGGGAGCGGCUGGGGAAUGCCCCGAAUUGUCCCCACUGCUCUCUGCUCUGUGCUGAGCUGGGUCUGUGCUGCUCAUGCUGGGGGAUGUGUUUGUGGCUGGGGAAGGAGACAGUGGUUUUGCUCAGUUUGCACCUGCUUCCUCUUUGCCAGUUUUGGGCUUUAUUUGGGGCGGUUUUACCUGGGUGUGAAGGACUCACAGCUCUGUGCCUUUGGCUCCUGCAGUGAUAGGAGCUGCAGUGCUGCCUGCGCUGGGGUCUGCAGGAACACCCCCAGGGAACUUUAAUUGAUAUCCUGUGGUCUCAGGGUGACCCAUCUCCUCCCAAGGGCUGCAGGCUUCCCCAUCACAGCCCUGCAGCACCCACGAAGCAGCACAGCACUACAGCCUGCUGACAUCCCAACUCUCGAUGCUGCGCCCCGUGUUGAGGACGCAAAGAACAGCGGUGACUCCACAGAAUGGCACAGAGGGGACCACGCAGAGCACUGCUCAAACCCUCCGCCCUUACCCCUGGCUCCCUGCCUCAUGCAGAGUUGCACGCUGGCCAUGCCCAGCACCAUUGGCCCUUUCCAGCCCUGUCCCAGCUGCCUGUGGAUGGCUGCAACUCUGGGAAUUUUUUUUCUCAAGCAGGAAGCUGAAGCAUUUCCUCCUCCAGCCGCAGCCGAUGCUUGCAGAGCGAGUUUUGCAAUCCCGUGGGUUUCUGUUCUGCAGCGGGGAGGUGCCUCUCUCCACCUUGCAGCUCUCCCCUCCCGUACUUUGUUGCAUCCGCCGUUGUUGCGCUGCCGGCCCCGACAGGUCCCAGCGAGCAGCGGGGUUUGGCGGAGCACGGAGCAGCGUCGCUGCCUCCCAUGUGCAGGUAGGAGGAGGGCAGUUGUGCUCUGCCUGCAGCUGUGCCGUCCCUGUGGCUGUGCUGUGCCUGCGGCUCUCCCAUGCGUUGCCGGCAGCAGAGGGGAGAGCAGCGGUGACGGCGGUGCUCCUGGUGCAGGCGAUGCAGAGCACCCCCAAUUACCUCUGGAGCACAGAUGACCUGCUGGGCCAAGGAGCCACGGCCUGCGUCUACAAAGCCCGCAGUAAGAAAUCAGGGGAGCUGGUUGCUGUCAAGGUCUUCAACAAAGCCAGCUACCUGCGCCCGCAGGAAGUGCAGAUGCGGGAGUUUGAGAUGCUGCGGAAGCUGAACCAUGAAAACAUUGUCAAGUUAUUUGCAGUGGAGGAGACAGGCAGCAGCAAGCAGAAGGUGCUGGUGAUGGAGUACUGCUCCAGUGGCAGCCUGCUGAGCGUCCUUGAGGACCCUGCCAACGCUUUUGGCUUGGCUGAGCCUGAGUUCCUCGUGGUGCUGCAGUGCGUGGUGGCAGGGAUGAACCACCUCCGUGAGAACGGUGUUGUGCACCGGGACAUCAAACCUGGCAACAUCAUGCGCCUGGUGGGGGAGGACGGGCAGAGCAUCUACAAACUGACUGACUUUGGUGCCGCUCGGGAGCUGGAGGACGAUGAAAAGUUUGUGUCUGUCUAUGGGACAGAGGAGUACUUGCAUCCCGACAUGUAUGAGCGUGCUGUCCUGCGGAAGCCACAGCAGAAGGCAUAUGGGGUCACCGUCGACCUAUGGAGCAUUGGUGUCACCUUCUACCACGCUGCCACCGGCCGGCUGCCCUUCGUGCCCUUCGGGGGACCCCGCAGGAACAAGGAGACUAUGUACAAGAUCACCACUGAGAAGCCCCCCGGGGCCAUUGCAGGCGUGCAGCGACAAGAGAAUGGCAGCAUUGAAUGGAGCUACGAGCUGCCCCUCACUUGCCAGCUGUCAGUGGGGCUGAAGGAUCAGCUCGUCCCCAUUCUGGCCAACAUCCUGGAAGCAGACCAGGAAAAAUGCUGGGGCUUCGAUCAGUUCUUUGCAGAAACCAAUGACAUUUUGCACAGGAUCGUGGUCGACGUCUUCUCCUUGCAGCAGGCGUCCUCGCACCGCAUCUACAUCCACUCCUACAACACUACCAGCAAGUUUUUAGAUGCUGUCUUCAAACAAACGGACAUAGUCCCUCACCAUCAAGAAUAUUUUUUUGAAGGCCACCCAUACGAGUUGGACCCCAACCUCCAAGCCCAUAAUUUCUGCAGAACAGCCCGGCACAACCCUCUGACCCUGCUGAGCUGUGCUGAGCAGCCAGAGGACGUGGUGGGCCUGAGAUACAGAGACCCUGCUCUCGACUUCCCCAAGUUCGUCUCCAAGGUGGACGUGGUGGCCGAUUGCAGCGCUGCCAAGAGCGCGGUGGGCGCCGUGCACCAGGCGCUGCGGAUCGCGCAGGAGCUGCGGCGGUGCCAGGAGCUGACAGUGCGGGGGCUGCACUGGGUGAUUGGCAACCUGAGGUCUGAGUGCUCGAGGGUUUUGGAGCAGAGGAGAGGGGUGCACGCGGUGCUCUCUGGGCUGCAGCUGAUGGAGGGGAAGACCCGUGGGCUGUAUGAGGCCGUUCCUGGAGGCAGUGCACUGCCAGCCCUGAAGGACGUGGCUGCAGUGAAGAUGCGGCUGCAGAGGGUGGCAGAGGAGCUUUCGCAGUGCUCCCACAGCAUCUUUGACUUCCAAGGGGCCCUGGAUGGGAUGGUGUCAGAACUGGUGCAGCAUGGGCAACAAGCUCACGAAGACAAAAGCAUCCAGCAGAUCGAGUGCUGUCUGGAGAAGAUGCAGCUCAUCUACAAGCAGUUCCGCAAGGCCAGGACGUGUCCAGCACUGGGCUACAAUGAGGAGCAGAUACACAAACUGGACAAGGUGAAUUUGGGGCACUUAGCCAGGAAGGUGCUGCUCAUCUUCCAGGAGCAGUGUGCACAGCAGUACCAGGAGGCUCUGGCCCUCCAUGGCAGCAGGGUGAGGAAGGUCUGUGAGAUAAAGAAGCACCUGAAGAGGCUCAGCAACCACAUCAGCACUUGCAGCGUGGAAGCCAGCGAGUGCCAGGACUGCUUGCAGCUGGCUUUGGACAAGUUUCUGCAUACAGUUGUGCCAGAGAAGCACAGCCUGGCCCUGGUCCCUGCAGUGCCUUUACCCGUUCCCCUAAGCCAAACGUGCCAGGAGAUGGCUUUGCAGAUGCAGGAGCUGCUGGAGCAGAUGAAGUCAGUAACGUGCGACCUGCAGUUCAACAACGGCAUCAUCGAGCGGCUCAGCAGGGCUGCUCCUGCUCCUGGGGUCUGAGCAAGGUGUGUUUGCAGCUGCAAAAGAUAACAGGGGAUCACUGCCAGCACCACAGCUCCUGCACCAUGCACUGCUCCGACACUGCCUUGGUGCUAAAGCAGCUCUCUGGAUCCUACCUCUGUGCUCCAGCACCUUCGAACAGUUCUCCAGCGUUGGGUGGCUGCAAGCCUUGAAUAUUUGACGAGAAACUGAUGCAGCACCAGGUUCUUCCCUUUUAAAAAGCGAUCAAAGGACUCGAUGACUUUCUGACUUCUCUGUAUCCCAAUGUUAGUUGAUGAGGAGGAUAGACAGAGAAAUUUUCUUUUGCCUUUUUGCCUAUUUAGGGAAAUUCUAUUCUGGCUCUGCUCACUGAGCCCAGGGCAGGAUGGGCUGCAUCCAAAGGAGGAGAUGACAAAACUGGUUCCAGUGCUGUCGCUGCCCCUGUCACCCUCCUCCUACCCUUGUCCCCAACCCCAGCUCAGCCCCAUCCCAGCACUGCUGAUGGCUGUGGGCACAGGAAGCUGGGGGAGGUUUCUCUGUUUUGAUGCAUUUUUGUAAAUAUAACUGAGAUCUGUCAAAAAGAA
Messenger RNA from Tympanuchus pallidicinctus (lesser prairie-chicken), 4335 nucleotides. RefSeq names its product inhibitor of nuclear factor kappa B kinase subunit epsilon (gene IKBKE). The record is from RefSeq and is a predicted model, not a curated record. Bases 1016 to 3772 code for a protein of 918 amino acids. Lineage: Eukaryota; Metazoa; Chordata; Aves; Galliformes; Phasianidae. Gene Ontology annotation, molecular function: ATP binding; protein serine/threonine kinase activity. Gene Ontology annotation, biological process: peptidyl-serine phosphorylation. Gene Ontology annotation, cellular component: cytoplasm. The transcript has 20 exons.